Aspergillus melleus is the source of this 813-nucleotide messenger RNA. RefSeq lists its product as uncharacterized. The transcript has 2 exons. The record is from RefSeq and is a predicted model, not a curated record. Lineage: Eukaryota; Fungi; Ascomycota; Eurotiomycetes; Eurotiales; Aspergillaceae. The coding region runs from base 1 to 813 and encodes 270 amino acids.
AUGGCUGUUCUAUCGGGAAGGGGGUCGAAGCUUCGGCCCUACUUGACUCUUCUAUUAUUCGCAACUAUCUUUCAAUCAGGGCUCGCUCAGCUCUGUUCAUUCUGGGACGGGGGGUGUGUUGAUCCGCUGGCCCAGACGGCGGUCUCCUUCGGAUUUCCCCCUCUCUUCGUCGAUGACAUCAACCUUUACUAUGGUUUUGACGCCAACUCGCGAGGGAAAGGCCACGAGCCGAUGACCAAGGUCAGCUUUUGGCUAGGAUAUGCCGCACGACGAAUCGACAACUCCGUCAUCGACAGAAACCGGACGUCCGAGAUCGCGAUGCGAGUAGGGAACUUGACCGGCACGCCGGCGGGCGAUAAUAACGGAUGUGACGGGGUCUGGGGUCCCCAGUGCUCAAGCAACCUGAAAUCCGCAUUCAAAGGGGCCAUAUAUGAUCUAUCGAAGAAGGGAGACUACUAUAGCUAUCCCUUGGACACGGUGAUAAGCCAAAUGCUUAUCAACCCGCCGUCCCUUGCUAAUUGCCCGCCUCCGUUCUUUGACGUUCAGAGUUUCCCUGUUCAACCAUUCGGACAAGAAACGGAUACUGAUCUAUCCGCGACCCUGAAAACCUCCGGGACCAGCGAAAGCCCGUGGAAAACAUGGUUCGUGGACAAUAUGACCUCGAGCCAGCAGGCCGAGCAAGUAGCUGUUGCCAUUAUCAGCCGCGGUCCAUCCUACAACAGUGCGCCUCCGCGCAGCAAGGAUGACGUUCAAAUAGAACUCGUUUGUGUUCAAGCCCCGUCGAGCGGGAGCUCAACGACCCAAGAUACCUAG